AUGUCAUCAACAAGAAGAAUCAAAGGUUACAUGGAACACAAAGAUGCACUAGUCAAUCAAUACAAACAAUUAAAAGAAUCAUUUAAAGAUGAACAAGAAAGAGAAAUAUAUGAGAAUUUGUUUCAUAUUUUAUUAAAAUUAGAUGAAUUGGUGUAUGAAUAUAAUGUUAUAAAAUCUUAUCUUCAAUCAAAACAAGAUAAUACACCAAAAAAUAAAAUCCUAUUAGAACAAAUUCAAACUAAAAUUAAUGAUAUAGAAAGUUCAAUUUAUUUGGAUGAUUUAUUUCAAGUGGAACCAAAAUUAACUAUAUAUCGUAAAGAAUUAAGUGAAAAUGCUCAAGAAGGUGGAAAAAUUAUAUCAGGAUUUGAACAACAAAAUCCCAAUCUAACGAGAAAGUUUUUAGAUGAUAGAGUUUUUGAGUUAAGAAAAUCAAUUUAA
Molecule: messenger RNA, 438 nt
Organism: Lodderomyces pseudojiufengensis
Lineage: Eukaryota; Fungi; Ascomycota; Pichiomycetes; Serinales; Debaryomycetaceae
Exons: 1
Coding region: 1-438 (145 amino acids)
Source: RefSeq, a predicted model, not a curated record